Solea solea (common sole) is the source of this 2789-nucleotide messenger RNA. RefSeq names its product cyclin K (gene ccnk). Gene Ontology annotation, cellular component: cyclin/CDK positive transcription elongation factor complex; nucleus. Gene Ontology annotation, biological process: positive regulation of DNA-templated transcription, elongation; regulation of transcription by RNA polymerase II. The transcript is spliced from 11 exons. Bases 136 to 1785 code for a protein of 549 amino acids. Lineage: Eukaryota; Metazoa; Chordata; Actinopteri; Pleuronectiformes; Soleidae. The record is from RefSeq and is a predicted model, not a curated record. Gene Ontology annotation, molecular function: cyclin-dependent protein serine/threonine kinase activator activity.
CUGUGACGUAUCCUAUAAUGGCGAUACCCUUGUUACAAUGGGGACUAUUGUUGACCACUUGUUACCGAAUUUGUGAAUAAGUGUAGAUUAAUCGUAUAGUGCGUGCGUGUUUGGGUGAUUGACCGUGAAGGCUUCAUGUUGAAGCAGUCCAGUGCAGCAGGUCCAUCCAACGCCUCUCCUCAACAGAUGAAAGAAUCCAAGGAGCACUUCUCAAUGACGGGGCAAUCACCGCUGGACCACAUUAAGCCAUGCUGGUACUGGGACAAAAAGGAUUUGGCCCACACCCCAUCUCAGUCCGAGGGCCUGGACCCUGGCACAGAGGCCCGGUAUCGCAGAGAAGGAGCACGCUUCAUAUUCGAUGUCGGGACACGACUUGGCUUACACUAUGACACACUUGCAACUGGCAUCAUAUAUUUCCACCGCUUCUACAUGUUUCACUCCUUCAAGCAGUUCCCCAGAUACGUGACGGGCGCCUGCUGCCUUUUCCUGGCUGGGAAAGUGGAGGAAACCCCAAAGAAGUGUAAAGACAUCAUCAAAACAGCCCGCAGCUUACUGAAUGAUGUGCAGUUUGCACAGUUUGGAGACGACCCGAAGGAAGAGGUGAUGGUGCUGGAGAGAAUUUUGCUGCAGACUAUAAAGUUUGACCUGCAGGUGGAGCACCCCUACAUGUUUCUGCUGCGCUAUGUGAAGCAGCUCAAAGGGGACAAGAAUAAAGUGUGCAAGGUGCUGCAAAUGGCAUGGACAUUUGUCAAUGACAGCUUGUGCACCAUGCUGUCUCUGCAGUGGGAGCCAGAGAUCAUUGCAGUAGCUGUCAUGUACCUGGCCGGACGCCUCUGCAAGUUCGACAUUCAGGAGUGGACUUCCAAGCAGUCGUCGCGUCGCUGGUGGGAGCAGUUUGUCCAGGAUGUCCCAGUGGAGCUGCUUGAAGACAUUUGCCACCAGAUCCUGGACCUUUACUCACAGGGCAAUAAGCCCAUCCCUCAGCAGAUGCAGGAGAAGGAUCGACCACCUCUACCUGUACUCCCUGCUCCUCCUGUCCCACAGGGACCGCCCCCCAUCUCCAACCCUCCUCCUCCACCACCAAAAAAGACAUCGCCUCAGAGUAGCAGCCCUGCUCGGCAGCUCAAACGCUUACAUACGUCCCCCAAAGAUGAACCAAAGCCUCCAGAACAAGUUGGGUCAAAGAUUCCAAGGCUGGAGAGUCCAAUGCCGCCUCUGCCUACGUCACAGCCUCCCCCAGAACGAAAAGCUCCAUUGCCAGCGCCUCCCACAGAGGCGGAGCCAGUGAGUGAGGCUGCUCCUCCACUCCCACACGCUCCACCUCCACAUCAGCCCCCUCCACUGCCCCAUCGCCCGCCUCCGCCACCACCCACCAACUACAUCAUGUCCACCACCAGCUCCUACAUGUCUGGAGAGGGCUAUCAGAGCCUGCAGUCAAUGAUGAAGACAGAGGGUCCCUCCUACGCUCCCAUGCCACCCACCUAUGCGCCCCCAAUCCCACCAUACCACCCCCACGUCUAUCCUCCACCUGCAGCACCGCCUCCAGGCCCCCCGCCUCCUUCCAACUACCCACCACCCAACUUGCCUCCAACAUAUCCGCCUCCAGGUUACAACAGUUACCCUCCGGCACCGCCUCCACGCAUGCCACCCGGCCACGUGCCCCCUCCUGGGAUGGGCCUCCCACCUACAGGUUACCCUCCACCUCCUGUGCCUCCAGGACAGUCACAGGUCCCGCUGCCACCUCCACCUGUCAUGGCCCUGAACCGUGGUGGGUGGAUGAGAUGAAAGUGUGAUGACAGUUCAUGAACUGAGGCUGUGCAGAGCAACAGCUGUGGAGAGAAAACUCUGAAGAGAGAACAACCAGCAACCUCUGUUAUUCUGGUACUAACACAGACAUAGGAGCUUCUUUUUCUUCUGUUUUUUUUCCCCCUUCACUAUGAGUUUUGAUAAACAGCUCCCAGUGUUGUCAAGAAAUGCUUAUCAGCAAAUCGACUUAAAAGGAAAAUUGGGGUCUGGACAGUGUUGUUGUGAGAGCCAGAAGUGGUGCUGAAGGUUUGAAGAAAAAAUCCUGAAUUAAACACACACAGGAGAGACUGCAGUGUAACCACUCUCCAGGAUCUUCUGACCAACAUUGUUUUUGAGAAUGUACCAGGAAUUUCUGUUAUGUUAUAAUGUUACCAGAGGCGCUCCUUCACUAAUCAUAGGGGGAUUAAGUGAACCUUUUUCACCGAGUGGAUCAAAGUUUGAGUCUCAUUUCCUUCUCAGGUUUCCCUGAAUCUUCAGUUGCCCAGAGUUUUUCGUGUCUCCACAGUCUUAGUUCAGCGUGAAGUAGUCUAAUAUAUACCUGUGUAUACAUAUAUAUAAACAAAGACUGAAGAAAACAUGCUGUAUAUUUUAACAUGUUGAUGAAUGUGCAGUGUACAUGCACUUGCUGUAUGUUCUUUUCAUCUCUUUCCGUUUUAUUCUGUGUAAGCCCUGAGAUCAUGUUGCCAGGUGUUUCUGCAACCACUGGAAGUUUUUUUUUUUUCUUCUUUUCCUGUUCUAUUAUUGUUUAGUGUCCAACAAUAUAACAACACCACAGAGACUCUGAGAUCAUUGAACACUGAGGUCACAGUUGAAGGUAUAUAUGUCUCAUGUGGACAGAUAGUUUUUUGUUUGUAGUUUCCAUCCAUAUAAUGUGCCUUAGUCAGAUUUCCCUUUUCUCUGUCCUGUGCACGGCUUUGGUUUUGUGUCAUAGUGGCACUUAGACAACAAAAAUAACAAUAAAAUCUUGUUUUUCCUACUUAAAA